UAAUUUCUCAUUCCAAUCUGGCUUAGAUUUCGUCACUGCUGUGCUCAUUCAUUUUGACGUUGGGCAGUACCAUAUCACUAACCCUCCCGCGUUGCACAGAAGACACAUUUCAGUCUCAAGUCUUCGCUGAUCAAAGAAGCAAAUGGCUUUAUUAGAUAAGAGCGUGCCAGAGAAUUUGCCUCCGGUGUUGGAUGCCACUGCAGACCAACCUCCACUCUUCGACGGAACCACAAGGCUGUACACUGCAUACACAUGUCCAUUUGCACAGCGUGUGUGGAUCACUAGGAACUAUAAGGGAUUACAAGACAAAAUCCACCUUGUUCCUUUAAACCUUCAAAGUAGGCCUUCUUGGUAUGGGGAGAAAGUUUACUCUGUUAAUAGGGUGCCAGCUUUGGAACACAAUGGCAAAAUCAUUGGGGAGAGUCUUGAUUUGAUUAAAUACCUUGAUAGCAACUUUGAAGGACAAUCUCUUCUUCCUGAUGAUCCUGCUAAAAAGGAGUUUGCUGAAGAGUCAUUUUCCUAUACUGAUACAUUUAACAAAACUGUGUUUACUUCAUUUAAGGGAGAUGUGGCAAAAGAAGCUGGUCCUGCUUUUGAUUACUUGGAAAAUGCUCUUCACAAAUUUGAUGAUGGCCCAUUCUUGCUUGGCCAAUUCAGUUUGGUGGAUAUAGCCUAUAUACCAUUUGUUGAAAGAUUCCAAAUCUUCUUGUCAGAGGUAUUCAAAUAUGAUAUCACUGCAGGCAGGCCUAAACUUGCUGCUUGGAUUGAGGAGAUAAACAAGCUUGGGGCUUACAAGCAGACAAAAACAGAUCCUAAAGAGCUUGUUGAAUUUUACAAGAAGCGAAUUCUGGGUCAGUAAUUGUCUUGCCGGUGUUUGUUUUACGUAUAAGACUGAAUAAGAGCCUUCAUAUCUCCUAAGGAAUGUCGCUUUGGUUGAAUUUUUUUUUUCUUUUUUUUGGUGUUAUUUUGUUAGGGAUAAUAUAUGUGUGCUUGUUAAUAUUUGAACUAUCAAGUUUGGUCUUAGUUCUGUAAGGAUCAAACUCGUGAUAUUAUUGUGUUGAUGAAUGGUCUACCUAUAUAUGUGUUGAGUGCAUAAAUAAAGAUGAAAAAUCUGCAGUUACUGUA
This is a messenger RNA of Hevea brasiliensis (rubber tree), 1125 nucleotides long. Its product is annotated as glutathione S-transferase L3-like. The transcript has 10 exons. Gene Ontology annotation, molecular function: glutathione transferase activity. Bases 143 to 859 code for a protein of 238 amino acids. The record is from RefSeq and is a predicted model, not a curated record. Lineage: Eukaryota; Viridiplantae; Streptophyta; Magnoliopsida; Malpighiales; Euphorbiaceae.